Messenger RNA from Cyprinodon variegatus (sheepshead minnow), 3293 nucleotides. It is a transcript of the gene fut8b, whose product is annotated as fucosyltransferase 8 (alpha (1,6) fucosyltransferase). Gene Ontology annotation, cellular component: Golgi cisterna membrane. Gene Ontology annotation, molecular function: protein binding; glycoprotein 6-alpha-L-fucosyltransferase activity. NCBI's taxonomy places the organism in Eukaryota, Metazoa, Chordata, Actinopteri, Cyprinodontiformes, Cyprinodontidae. Gene Ontology annotation, biological process: protein N-linked glycosylation. The record is from RefSeq and is a predicted model, not a curated record. The transcript is spliced from 8 exons. Bases 387 to 1961 code for a protein of 524 amino acids.
UACAGAAUGCAACUUUAAUAAAACAAUCCAGCCGUACUGGAGGAACACCAAACAGGGCUCAUUGAUCAGCUGGUCAGCGCGGAGCUGGGGGAGAGGUGAAGCCAACAAUCAGGUCAUCAUGCUUUAGCACACAGAAAGGACCGGCUAAUCACUGGAGAAGCACCAUUUACCUUUCCAUUGAUAAUCCUGAGCCGAAAAGGCAAACAUCUCCCGCUUAUCCGCCAUUCGUCAUCCUUGCAAAGAUGCCAGUGCUAAGAUUAAUGCGGUGGCAUUUCUGGUGACGGGGGAAACAGAGCUUGCGUGCGCUUCAAGGCAGGCAGGCCAGCUGGUGGAUCGACGGGUGGAAGGGCACACCACAAGACAUUUGGGUUAGGCUUGGUGAAAGCAUGCGGCCCUGGGCAGGCUCAUGGCGAUGGAUUACCCUGGUGCUGCUGGCUUGGGGCACACUCCUCUUCUACAUCGGUGGCCAUUUGGUGAGGGACAGCGAGCAUCCGGAGCGGUCCAGUAGGGAACUCUCUAAGAUUCUGGCAAAGUUGGAGCGGCUUAAGCAGCAGAAUGAAGACCUACGGCGCAUGGCCGAAUCUCUCAGGAUACCAGAGGGUCAGGCAGAAGCUGGGUCAUUGGCAGCAGGAAGGCUCCGCUCCUUGGAGGACCAGCUAACCAGAGCCAAACAGAAGAUUCACAGCUUUCAGAAACUCACUGGAGAUGGCCCUGGCCCAACUCAGGAGGAGCUGCGCAGGAAGGUUGAGAAUGGCGUCAAGGAGUUCUGGUACUUUGUACGCAGCGAGGUGAAGAAACUGUCCAAUGUGGAGCCUAGUGAGAGGCAGAAAUAUGCUGACACACUCCUGCAGGAUCUGGGAAAUCAGGAGAGAUCCAUCAUGACAGACCUAUACUACCUCAGCCAGGCAGAUGGAGUUGGAGAAUGGAGAGUGAAGGAGGCUAAAGAUCUGUCAGAUCUGGUCCAGAACAGAAUCACCUAUUUACAGAAUCCCCCUGACUGCAGUAAGGCAAGAAAGCUGGUGUGUAACAUCAAUAAGGGCUGCGGUUAUGGCUGCCAGCUGCACCAUGUUGUCUACUGCUUCAUGAUUGCAUACGGCACUCAACGCACACUCAUCCUGGAAUCACACAAUUGGCGCUACGCCCCCGGCGGCUGGGAGACUGUAUUUCUGCCCGUCAGUAACACAUGUACUGACCGGUCUGGGACUUCCACUGGACACUGGUCAGGGGAGGCUAAUGAUAAGGACGUUCAAGUUGUGGAGUUGCCCAUUGUGGACAGCCUACAUCCUCGACCCCCCUACUUACCUCUGGCAAUCCCGGAGGACCUGGCUCCACGUCUGCAUCGUCUGCAUGGUGACCCCUCUGUAUGGUGGGUGUCCCAGUUCGUCAAGUAUCUUGUACGCCCUCAGGCAUGGUUGGAAAAGGAGAUACAGCAGACCACUGCCAAGCUGGGAUUCAAACACCCUAUCAUCGGGUAUCCAGACUAUGAGUUCAUCAGUGAUAACUCCAUCUCGUGGUCAGCAGGCCUUCAUAACCGUUACACGGAGAACUCACUGAGAGGAGUCAUCCUGGACAUCCACUUCCUGUCUCAGACAGAUUUCCUGGUUUGCACGUUUUCUUCCCAGGUUUGCCGUGUGGCCUAUGAGAUCAUGCAGACGCUCCAUCCGGAUGCCUCCUCCUAUUUCUACUCCCUAGAUGACAUCUACUACUUUGGAGGCCAGAAUGCCCACAAUCAGAUCGCCAUUUACCCACACCAGCCACGCAACAGCGAGGACAUUCCCCUGGAGCCCGGUGAUGUGAUCGGCGUGGCCGGCAACCACUGGGACGGAUACUCCAAAGGCAUCAACCGGAAGCUGGGCCGCACCGGCCUCUACCCUUCAUACAAAGUCAAGGAGAAAAUUGAGACAGUGAAGUACCCACUUUACCCUGAGGCAGACAAACUGCUCAACUCUCAAAACAAGUAAAAAAAAAAAGAGGAUCAUACGAGGAAAAAAAGAAGAAUAUGAAGAGACACAGUCUCCAUUUCCAGGGAAGGAGGCUUCUUUUUUUGUACAGAAGAAAGAGGCGUAGUCGCUACGCUAAGCUGAGAAGAAAAGAAAAAUCCUGCACCCAGGGGUGAUAGGAACAAAAUGCACUCUGUAUGUAUGUGUAUGAGCAAGUUUGACUUUUCUUUCGUUGAACUUGAGUGGGUGUGUGUGUGAGAGUGUGUGUGCACUUUUGUAAAUGCCUGUGCAUAUGUCAGGUCAUGGAAGACUCGCACCUCUCUGCUCCCUCCUCCCCAGUGCCCUCACCUUGGCGUUCUGACGUCAGGUCUGUAGAGAUACUUAGACGUGAACAUUGAUUUUUAAAACAAAGCAAGAGGAGAGAAAAAAAAAGCGAUUAAGAUCUCCACUUAAACGGACCGAGCCAUCCGUCCUGAAACGAGACUGGGAUUACUGUAAACCAGGCACACCCCUUUUGAGCUUCAAAUCCCUGACUGAAGAAGCAAACAAACAAAAAAAAAAACAAUGACGUGUUUUGAUUUUAAUUUAAUUAUUUCCAGUGCUUUUGAUUCUAAUCUUGCCUUUUUUUCCCUCAUGUAUUUUUCUUUAUCUAUUGUUUACUGAAUGUACUGUAUCCUCUUGCCAUGCUUCGUCAUCUCACCAUGCUUCCUCCAUUUCAUGUUAUCAUGUGCAAUUAAUUUUACAGAAACCACAUUGUGCUUUUAUCGAGUGUUUUAAUGGUCUUAAUUUUGUGUGUCUGGGGCUAAUCUAUUGUAUACUGUACAGUGAGUGUGUGUGUGAGGAAGAGUGAAAGGCAAAUAGGAAGUGUUUGAUCAUGUGUGCCUGUGUUUGAGGUGCAAGUCUAAGGGGCCAUGUCAUGACCAUGUGUCCGAUUAUUGGUUUUUUAUUAUUUGACUAAAGAGUUUACAGGAAAUAGAGGCCCUCUGAUUGGCUCUUAACACUUGGAUGGAACCCUGAAGACCAGUCACUCCACUGCUAAUAUAACAAACAAUGAUAAGUUUGAGAAUAGUGAACUCAUGGUGCAGCGACACAGGAGCCGUCCAGGAGGCUCACCAAAACAUAGCACUCUGAUGAUGAUUAUGUCCUUUUUUGGCAGUAUUGCCCUCUCCACCAUUGUUUAUUUCCUUUUUUUUUAACUUUGCUUAAAAAAAAUAGGUGUUCGUUUUUUUUCAAGUGCUAUUUCAUAUCAACCCUCCCCCCCACCACCACCACCACUAUGAAGGCUGUUUUCAUAAAUUAUGUUCUUGGGCAUUGUCUUUGAUAACCACAAAUCAAAUAAACUUGAGAAACACA